GAUUCACUGUUGUGGCAUCUGCUGCUGAAUGUAUCAUUGGCAUUGACGUUUUACACUCACAUUUAAAUUGGCAGAACUCCCAUGACAGAUGAGGCUAGAGUCCUGUCAUGCAAGGAAAGUAAGUGAAGGUAUUCAUAAAGCGUGAGGAGAGAAGUACCAUGGUAAUACAAGGAUGACUGCUGCAAUCAAAUACUAUCACUGUUUGCAGGUCAAACAGGUAGUAAGAUUUUCUCCCCUUAAUCCUGCUGUGGCUCUGGUGAUCUUAUUUUCUGAACAAGAACAACAACAACAAAAAUCAGGAUACAUGGUGAGAAUGCAAGUAUUAUUGGAACAAAGGACCAGUCAUUACUGCCUGGGAAAAUCCAGAUCUCAUAGGUAAUCAACCAGAACAGGAUUGACACCAGUGACCUCUGCAGCCCCUCAAUGGAUCCUGUUCGACCACCAUUCAGAGGCGCAUCUCCGUUUCACCCAUCUCAAUGUGUGCGGAUGCCAGGCUCUUGGUCGCAAGCUCCUCAACACUUGGACUCAGCUCUGGGCAGGGCAGGACCUGCAGGCAGAGGCAGUAUCUUUGGAAAGCCAGAGGAACCAAGCCCACGGAAUGGGCCAGCACAAAGGGAAUCUGUGGGUUUGGUCUCCAUGUUCCGAGGACUGGGCCUUGAAACAGUGUCCCGGACCCCUCUGAAAGGAGAAAUGCCUCCUUUAGGUAGAGGCAUUUUAGGUCGAGGCUUGUCGAAUAAUAUGGUGCUCAAGGACAAAGAAGAACCUUGUCCCACUUUUCCAGAUCCUUCAGUGUUGGCAGCUGGGGAUAGCAAAAUGGCAGAGACCUCCAUGGGUUUGAAUAGAAUGCUUGGAAGAGGGAAUCUGAAUGUUCCUUUAUUGCCAUUGGGAAGAGCUGCUGGUGGCAUAGGCAGAGGAAUAUGCAAACCUCCCAGUACAUUCAGCCUGCCUUCUCAGGAUUCUCCACAGCUGUCACAACCACCACCUCUGCCCCAGGCCUCAGGACACUCUCCAGACCGUUCUCCCGUUUUGACUGUAGAACACAAGGAAAAUUUGGUGAAGCAGGGUUCAAAAGGAACACCUCAAUCUUUGGGACUGAACCUCAUCAAAAUACAAUGUCAUAAUGAAGCAGUUUAUCAAUAUCAUGUGACUUUCAGCCCCAAUGUAGAGUGCAAAAGCAUGAGGUUUGGAAUGUUGAAGGACCAUCAAGCUGUCACCGGAAACGUCACUGCUUUUGAUGGAUACAUUCUCUAUCUGCCUAUUAAGCUUCAACAAGCUCUUGAGUUAAAAAGUCAAAGGAAAACUGAUGGUGCUGAGAUCAGCAUUAAGAUUCAGUUAACAAAGAUCCUGGAGCCCUGUUCUGACCUGUGCAUUCCCUUCUACAAUGUUGUUUUCCGUCGGGUAAUGAAACUUUUAGAUAUGAAGCUUGUGGGGAGAAACUUCUAUGACCCUACAAGUGCUAUGGUACUACAACAGCACAGAUUGCAGAUCUGGCCAGGCUAUGCAGCUAGCAUCCGGAGGACAGAUGGAGGCCUGUUUCUGCUAGCUGAUGUCUCCCAUAAGGUCAUACGAAAUGAUUCUGUGCUGGAUGUCAUGCAUGCCAUGUAUCAGCAGAACAAAGAAAACUUCCAGGAUGAGUGCACUAAGCUUUUGGUGGGCAAUAUUGUUAUAACCCGAUACAACAACCGUACCUAUCGUAUUGAUGACGUGGAUUGGAAUAAGACUCCAAAAGAUAGCUUCACAAUGUCUGAUGGGAAGGAGAUCACAUUUUUGGAAUACUACAGCAAAAACUAUGGGAUCACAAUUAAAGAAGAGGACCAGCCACUGCUGAUCCACAGGCCUAGUGAGAGACAGAAUAACCAAGGGAUGCUGCUGAAAGGUGAAAUCCUGUUGCUGCCUGAGCUUUCCUUCAUGACUGGAAUUCCAGAGAAAAUGAAGAAGGACUUCAGAGCCAUGAAGGAUUUGACCCAGCAGAUCAACCUGAGCCCUAAACAGCACCAUAAGGCCUUGGAAUGCUUGCUACAGAGAAUUUUAAAUAAUGAGACAGCCAGCAAUGAAAUGGCACGCUGGGGUCUUUGUCUGCAAAAAGAUGUGCAUAAGAUUGAAGGACGUGUUCUGCCAAUGGAAAGGAUUAACUUAAGAAAUACUUCAUUUAUCACAUCUCAAGAACUAAACUGGGUUAAAGAAGUAACCAGAGACCUGUCCAUCUUGACUGUCCCCAUGCAUUUCUGGGCACUGUUUUACCCAAAGCGAGCAAUGGAUCAGGCCCGAGAGCUGGUAAACAUGUUAGAGAAGAUAGCUGGGCCCAUUGGCAUGCGAAUAAGCCCACCAGCCUGGGUUGAACUAAAGGAUGACCGAAUAGAGACUUAUAUCAGAACCAUUAAAUCCAUGUUGGGAGUUGAGGGGAAGAUACAGAUGGUUGUUUGCAUCAUCAUGGGCACCCGUGACGAUCUCUAUGGUGCCAUCAAAAAGCUGUGCUGUGUGCAGUCUCCAGUGCCUUCACAGGUCAUCAACAUCCGAACCAUUGGUCAGCCCACAAGGCUUCGGAGUGUGGCCCAGAAAAUUUUACUUCAAAUCAACUGUAAAUUGGGUGGUGAGCUCUGGGGAGUGGAUAUUCCCCUGAAACAACUAAUGGUGAUUGGGAUGGACGUUUACCAUGACCCUAGCAGAGGCAUGCGCUCCGUGGUUGGCUUUGUUGCCAGCAUCAAUCUCACCCUCACAAAAUGGUAUUCCCGUGUGGUAUUCCAGAUGCCUCAUCAGGAGAUUGUGGAUAGCCUGAAGCUCUGCCUGGUGGGCUCCUUAAAAAAGUUUUAUGAGGUGAACCACUGUCUACCACAGAAGUUAGUGGUGUACCGUGAUGGAGUAUCUGAUGGCCAACUAAAGACAGUUGCCAACUAUGAGAUUCCUCAGCUACAGAAGUGUUUUGAAGCUUUCGAGAAUUACCAUCCCAAGAUGGUGGUAUUUGUAGUUCAGAAAAAAAUCAGCACCAAUCUGUACCUGGCUGCCACCGAGCACUUUGUGACUCCCUCUCCUGGGACUGUGGUAGAUCAUACAAUAACAAGUUGUGAGUGGGUGGAUUUUUACCUUCUUGCCCAUCAUGUACGGCAGGGCUGUGGCAUUCCUACGCAUUAUGUCUGUGUUCUCAACACUGCAAACCUGAGCCCUGAUCAUAUGCAGAGGUUGACUUUCAAACUGUGCCACAUGUACUGGAACUGGCCUGGUACCAUCAGAGUUCCAGCUCCUUGCAAGUAUGCCCACAAGCUAGCUUUCCUAUCAGGACAAAUCUUGCACCAUGAACCAGCCAUCCAGCUGUGCGAGAACCUAUUCUUCCUAUGACUGGACAGCCUGGAUGGUAGGCUGGUUAGGAGAAAUUAGACUUCUGAACUCAGCUGUGACUUGCAGGAUCAACAGAGAUUGAAGUGGGAUUUCUGUGUUGGUGUUUUUUCCCUUUCUCCAAUCCAGUAGAAAUAAGAUACUUUUCUUUUUCUCUCUUUUAAACCUGAUAUCAAGAAGGAAGUCCCAUUCUGAGGAUCAGCUGGGCAUUGCCUUGUUCCUUUGUAGAGCAAAUGGAGGUGGUAUUGUUAUUGCAUCGAUGGUGUGGCUGAAUGUGGGGAAAACUUUAAGAGCCUCCAAUCCAAAAUAAGUGUAGAAACCUGUAGAACAGUUACACCUGUAAGCCAUGCUUACUAAGCUGUUCCCAUUUCUGGUACCAGAGGUGUUAAUGAAGUCAUCACAAGUUUCUUAAUGUAAAGAGAUAACUUUAUUUGGGCAACUGGGAAAGGUAACAGAAAGACCUGUGAAGCAAAGUUUUUCAAAUAGAUACUGGUGGUGGUGGCAGGUGUGAAAACUGUUGUCACACCAGUUUAUGGCAGUCAGGCCCUUGCUAACUUAAUCUUCCAAAAGGAUUGAGUUUAUGACACCUGUGACUUGAGGUAGAUUUGGAAGUAGGCUGUUAGUCAUUCCACAGCCUCAUGAAAAAUCCCGGAGUUUUUUUCUUUAUAUUUAGUUACUUAACAGUGUGCCACGUUGAUUUCCACACAUACACGCACCCCUACCUCUUUGCUCUUCAUUGUUGAUCUUGGGAAAUUUCCAUUUUUAAACUAAGAACCAGAACAAGUGGAAAAAAUUCAAUAGCUAGGAAGGUUCGGGAUGAGGUGUUUUUAUUCAGUCUUUCUCCUAGGUGCUGUGUAAUCUUCAUUUCUGUUUGUUUAUGUUUGUAAGUUGAAAUACUCAUUUUCUUUGCACAAUAACCUCUUUCUGGCCAUUGGCUCACUUUGCUAGGAAUAUUUCUGAAUCCAAAUCAAGAUUUCCAGAGGUUGGCUUUGGAAAACAUAACACUUCUACCAAAGUCCAGAUGUUACAGUUUAGAAAGUUGUCACUGCACUUCUGGGUUUCAGUGUUUUGGGGAAGCACUGUUUUUUUAAUGUGGUCUUUUUGCACUGCUUUUAAAUCUUCUUCCAGUCCCUUCAGACUUGAUUCUAUCUCAUCUGCUUUAUUGGGUUUUAAAAGUCAGUUUUAUUUAACGUUUUCACGUUUUUAUUUAUUUAUUUAUUUUGGCCUGAUGGUAGGGAGGGGAUAAAGAGAAACUUCCAUUUUAUAUGAAAGUGUGUGAGAAGAAAAACUUGAACUUAAAACUCCUUAGAAAAAAAUAAGCAAGAAAGUUUUUGGUUGUUGCAGAAUCCAGCAGAGGCUGAGGAAGUAUGAGCAAUAUUGUUCCUCAAGUACACUUCUGUGUUUAUAUGGAGUGCAGGCCAUAGGGUAAGGCUCAGACCUGGGAUUUAAAAACGGAAUCAAACAAUUUGAAUCCUUGUCUCUGACUUAGAUCAGUUUUCUGAUUCUCUUUGGAAGCAUUUUGAAUUUCUCUUUUGGAGUUGGAUUUCCUAAUAAUCUUUUCCCCAUAUAAUCAGAAAAGGCAAAUACUUGAAUAGAAUACAAACCUUUCUUCACGUUUUAUUCUUGGUUUUCUUGCCUUUUUUUUUCAGUUUUUAAUGCCAAAUGAUUGGACCAUGGGGUGGGAAAUAAAACCAAAUUUGUAUAAAA
Molecule: messenger RNA, 5037 nt
Organism: Choloepus didactylus (southern two-toed sloth)
Lineage: Eukaryota; Metazoa; Chordata; Mammalia; Pilosa; Megalonychidae
Gene: PIWIL2
Product: piwi like RNA-mediated gene silencing 2
Exons: 25
Coding region: 424-3333 (969 amino acids)
Biological process (GO): regulatory ncRNA-mediated gene silencing
Cellular component (GO): P granule
Molecular function (GO): protein binding; piRNA binding
Source: RefSeq, a predicted model, not a curated record